Messenger RNA from Ambispora gerdemannii, 199 nucleotides. The record is from the annotation of a GenBank genome assembly. Lineage: Eukaryota; Fungi; Glomeromycota; Glomeromycetes; Archaeosporales; Ambisporaceae.
AUGUCUCAAAAAGAUAGUGUGCACUCUUUUGAGUCGGCCAUUGCCAAAAACUCAAGCAACAACAACAAACAAAUAGAAGUUGAACGGCCUUCUACGCCAACAAACACACCAGAUAGAAACUUCUACAACCUAAAAAAAAAAAUAGAACACCUCCAACUCCUUCUAAAAGAUCAAACAAUAGCAAAAAACACACCAUUGC